Molecule: messenger RNA, 9978 nt
Organism: Thecamonas trahens ATCC 50062
Lineage: Eukaryota; Apusomonadida; Apusomonadidae
Exons: 4
Coding region: 1-9978 (3325 amino acids)
Cellular component (GO): Golgi apparatus
Molecular function (GO): protein binding
Source: RefSeq, a predicted model, not a curated record
AUGUAUGGCGGUGGACCCGGGGUGACGUCGUCGGACAUCUGGUCGUUCCCGCUCUCGGUGAGCACCCCACCCGCCGUCCCGGCCUUCACCAGGCAUACACCGACGGCGGCGGCGUCGCUGUCGUCGGUCCCGGCAGCAUCAUCGGGGCAUGUUGGUGCUGCUAUCGGGAACACCCUCGUCUCGCAGAUCUCGGCCUCGCAGCGCAAAAUCGGCCUGCUCAACCUCGACACCAUGGUCUGGCGCCGCGGCUACGACCUCCCGCUGGCCAUUACCGACGCCGCCAUGUCGUACACAUCGACAAUCUCCAAUCUAGCUUGGCUCUCGGCUGGCCGGACACCGCUUGGGACCGCACUUGAUGCAGUGUACUCGUACGACGCUGCCAUUGACACCGGUCCGCUGGGCGACUCGCCGUGGACCUUUAUCGACCGCCCGGGCGGCGCGGCAUGGAUGGAGCGGCGGUUCCUCCACUCAUCGACGAUGUGCAACUCGUCGCUGUACAUCUUUGGCGGCAAACUGUUUGGCUCGCCGCAGCUUCCGAAUCAGGACCUGUGGCGGCUGGAUGUCGACACGCUCACCAUGUCGCAGCCGUACAUGUAUCUAUUUGGCGGCUUUGACGACACCACCUCCUCGGUCAUCUACCACUCGGACGUCUGGCGCUACUCGUUCCUCACCGAGACCUGGGUCGAGAUGGGAAGCAAGGCUAAGGCCGGGACCCAACCUUGGCCGACCGGCCGAGCCUCACCGGCCUGCGUCAAGUCACAACUUUACAUCUACUGCUUUGGCGGCUACGACGCCGCAUCGGCAAACAACGAGCUCUGGGCCUACCAGUUCACCCGCAACGGCCCGGCCGUUGCCUCGUUUGUUGCCAACGACCCCGAUGAUCUUGACGACGUGUAUUCCGUCGGCGACACGCUCACACUCACUUUCACCGAGGCCACCAACCAGCCACCCGUUGACACCAAGGACAGCAUCGACGCUCUGCUGGCGUUUUCAUCGGCGCUCGGGACAAACUACACCGGGACAUGGAUCACUCCGCUCGACCUUGUCAUCACUGUCAUCGACCCGACCGGUGCGAGUGGUAACUCGGCGCCUGCCAUCGGUGUCGCCUCGGUCACUAUCCUUGCUUCAGGCAACCUCCGCUCGGCCGACCAGACUUCUCUGGCGUCGACGGCUGCAUCUGGGCCGAUCACGGGCGAUUGGGGCAUUCCACCUGGCCCGCGAGUGAUCUCGUUUACCGCCGACGAUCCCGAUGAUGCAGACGGUGUCCUCUCCAACGGCGAUGUCCUCAUUGUUGUCUUUAGCGGUCCGACGUCGCGGCCCAAGGUGGCAACGACCGGAGACAUCGACCUUCAGUUUUCGUUCUCCAACUCGCUCGGCACUUCGUACGCCGGCUCAUGGAGCUCGGACUCGGUCCUCCGCAUCGAGCUCCUCGACACUACCGGAGCCGACAUGGUCAUCGGCCUUUCCACCAUCCGAUGCAUUGGCAACUUGACCAACUCGGCCAAGACCUCACGGUUUUGCAACACCGAGUCGCCGGCGCUCGGUGGCGACUGGGGCCUGCUGCCCGGUCCGGCCUUUGUCUCAGUUGUCGCUGACGACCCAGACGAUGCUGAUGGCAUCUACUCGUCGGGCGACACGCUGACGCUGACAUUUUCCGAGGCCACGAACCGCCCGCCGGUAGGCACCCUCACCCAGAUCAACCACCUGUUUCGGUUUAUUCCAGCGAGUGCGUCGACGCCGACGCUUGCGCUCGGCUCGGGCGCGACGGGUGUGUGGACAACCCCGUCGACGUUGGUCAUCACCAUCACCGACGUGGCGUCGGCCUCGACCGCCAUCCGCGACCUUGCGUUUCGGGUUGUGGUCAACUCGGCGACGGCGCCGUAUCUGCGGAACCAGGAUGGGUCGUCGCUCCCGUCGUCAUCGCAGUCGCCGGCCGCUGGCGGCGACUGGGGCACUGCGCCUGGUCCGUACAUAAUCUCGAUUGUGGCCAACGAUCCCGACGACGGCGACGCACUGUACUCGACUGGCGACACGGUGACGCUUGUGUUCAACACUUCGACCACAGUGCCGUCGAUCAACAGCAAGGCCGAGGUCGAUACCUACUUUGCGUUCUCGACUCCGCUCGGACUGGACUAUCGCGGAACGUGGCUCAACGGGACAAUGGCGGUACUCACCAUUGUCUCACCGGUCACAUCUGAUCCCAAGCCGACCAUCGGCUCGUUCACUGUAUCGAUCAAGCCCUCUGGCGGCUUGCGCUCGGCGCCACCCACAUCAGCUCUUGCCACCGGAACCUCGCCGCCGCUGGUGGGUGACUGGGGCCUGCUUGCCGGACCGGAGCUGGUGAGUGCCACUGCCAACGAUCCCGACGACGCUGAUGCGGUGUUCUCGUCUGGCGACACACUCACGCUUGUCUUUUCGCAGCCGACCAACCAGCCGAGUGCCAGCUCCAAGGCCGCCUUUGACGCCCUCUUCGCCAUCUCGAACACCACCUCGCUUGGCUCGGCGUACGCCGGCUCGUGGUCGUCGGCGAGUGUCUUGGUAGUCACCUUUUCGACAACACCGAGCAACCCGAGCGACGGACCAAAGCUCGGGGUCUCUGUUGUUUCGGUCAUCGGCAGCCUGACCAACGCAGCCGGAACAUCACUUCCGUCGCGUUCGAGCUCGCCGCCGCUCGCCGGCGACUGGGGCCUGCUGCCCGGACCGACCAUUGUCGGCUUUCUUGCCGACGACCCGGACAACGCGGACGGUUUCUACUCGGCGGGCGACACGCUGACCAUCUCGUUUUCGAUGUCAACCAACGUGCCGCCAGCGUCGACCAAGGCGCAGCUUGACGUGCUCUUCUCGUUCUCGCAGUCGCUAGGCGCUGACUACACCGGGGUGUGGUCGACGCCGUCUGUGCUGGUCAUGACGGUCGUCGAUCCCACCGGGGCCACACCGCCGGGCAUCAACGUGCUCACAGUGACGGUGAUCGGCGACGUGCGUGACGCGUCGUCGCGGACUCUGCCGUCGCGCGACGUGUCGGACCCGAUUGUCGGCGACUGGGGCCUCGGCCCGACGUGCUCAUUUAGCGAUUGCACCUCGUGCACGGCGGCAAGCCAGUGCGGAUGGUGCGCGGCGACUUCGCAGUGCGAGGUCGGUAACGCCGGCGGCCAAGCCUUUGGCUCGUGCCCGGCGUGGCAGUACUCGGAGUGCGUGGCGUGCAACUCUUCGUCGUGCUCGGCUUGUCUCGCCAACGCCGACUGCGGAUUCUGUGCUACCGGGCCGGCUACAUCUCCGAGCUACGAGUGCUCGUUUGGAUCAGCUGCCGGUCCAUACGCCGGCUCGUGUGGCGGCGUGUGGCACUCGGGGACGUGUCCAGGCGCGUCACUUGCGGCGCCUGUACCGCCGCUCCCGCUCAGCGUCUCGGAGGCCGGUGCGACCGCCAACUUUGAGCUGGUCCUUGACGCACAGCCUUUGGCGCCUGUUGUGGUCAUGCUGGGGACGUCAGAUGCAACCGAGGGCUCGCCGUCGCCAAACUUUCUGGUCUACGACGAACUCAAUUGGAACGUGCCACAGAGCGUGGUGCUCACACCCGCCGAUGACAACGAAGCUGACGGCGACGUGAGCUUCUCAGUUGUGCUUGGGCCUUUCCUCUCCGACGACCGGUCGUACUCGGACACGGUCGACGAUCCGGUGCCGGCGGUGUGCCUUGACAACGAUGUGGCCGGGCUGUCGCUGGCCUUUGGUCCCGGCAUUCGCAACACGUCCGAGGCCGGCGGCAGUGGGACAACGGUUGAGACCCGCGUCUCGCUCACGUCGCGACCCUACGGCCCGGUCUCGGUGUAUGUUGUUGUCGACGACGCAAGCGAAGGCGUAGUUGUCUCGCCGGCGAUGCCGAUUGUGUUCCCUGCCAGCGCGUGGUCUUCUCCGGUGGCGGUCCAGAUUGGCGGCGUCGACGACAGCGUCGACGACGGCGAUGUGACGUUCAACGUCCGGGCCGAGACGUACGGGGCGGCGUCAAGCGAUGUGGCGUACCGUAACCUAGUGUCUCCGCCGCUGCAGCUGUACAACAUCGACGACGACACCGCGGCGCUCCUUGUAUCCGCACCGGGCUCGACGGUUUCCGAGGCUGGGACGGGGACCUCGUUCACGGUGGUGCUCGGCUCACAGCCGACGGUGAGUGUGACGUCGUUCCCGCUGCAAGCGCUGGACUCUUCCGAGCUUGCACCGGCUCCGGGCUCACCGUCGCUUCUUGUCUUCUCGCCGUCGGACUGGAACGUGCCGCAGACGGUGAGCGUGGUGGGCGUUGACGAUGCGGCGGCGGACGGCCCACAGACGACUGGCUUCCUGGUCGGCCCUGGCGUUUCUGCCGACGACAAGUACGACGGACUCUCGCAAGUGGUGAUGGUGACGACUGAGGACAACGACGUGAUCGGGAUUUUGGUGACGCCGGUUUCUGGGCGGGUGACCGAAGACGGCGGAACAGCCAACUUUCGGGUCUCGGACCCGAGCGAAGGCACAGUGUGGCCGACGGUGUUUACUAUCACACCGAGUGGGUACUCAGCAGGCGUCGAAGUUGUGGUGACCGGUGUCGACGACGCCAUCACCGACGGCGAUGUUGCAUUCAACAUUGACUUUGCAGCGGCGGUUUCGUCGGAUGGGGCGUACUCGGGCUUGACACGUGCACCUGUGACACUUGUGUGUUACGACAACGACGUACCAGGAAUCUACGUCUCAUCACCGUCGGGCUUUACGUCCGAAGCCGGUUCGUCUGCCACGGUGACGGUCUCGCUGAUGGCUGCGCCGUCGGCGUCGGUGACGGUCAACGUAGCGUCGUCUCGGGUGGACGAGGCGACGGUCUCGCCGUCGUCACUCCUUUUCUCAACCUCGGACUGGUCGUCGCCACGUGUGGUGACCAUGACCGGGGUGGAUGACUUGUAUCCGGACGGCAACCAGGUGUACACCGUGACACUGACGGCGUCGUCGUCAGACGCUGGAUACCAGGGUCUCUCUGUGGUGUUCAACAACACCAACAUCGACAACGAUGUAGCCGGCCUGGUGGUGACACCGCUCUCGAGCCCGGCGUACACGACGACCGAGACUCCGGGCUCAACGUCAUUCACCAACGUGGGCGUGGCGCUGAGCUCGAUUCCACGGGCGCCAGUCAACGUUAGUGUUGUCUCGCGUGACGUGAGCGAGGGUCGACCUGUAGUCUCGUGGAUCGUUUUGUAUCCGGCGUCGUGGUCGACGCCUGAGCCGGUGACGGUGUAUGGACAGGACGACUUUGUGGACGACGGGGACGUGAGCUACGCGCUCGACUUUGGCCCGUCGGUCUCUGGAGACGCGCUCUUCACUGGCCUCACAGCGUCGGCGACGCUGGUUAACAACGACGAUGGCGACACGGCCGGGCUUGUGCUUGGCGGCGGGGGAUCAACCAGUGUCCCGCAGCUUGUGGACGAGACUGGGAGCUCGGUCACGUUCACGCUUCGCCUCAACUCGCAGCCACCGGCCGGAACCCAAGUUAACGUCGGGCUCACCUCGCUGGAUGUGAGUGAGGGCCGGGUGGCACCGAGCUCACUUUCGUUUGACGUGGCGAGCUGGGACACACCGGUGGCGGUGACAGUGACCGGAGUGGACGACGCCUUUGCCGACGGCGACGUGCCGUUCAGCGUGCGCAUUGGGCCGUCGAGCUCGACGCCGGCGUCCAACUACGACGGGCACACGCUCGACGCACUGUUUGUCAACCGCGAGGAUGGCGAUUCGGCUGGCGUGAGCGUGACGGCGAUGUCGGGACCGACGUACGAGGCGUUUGGCCACGCCGACGCGACCUUUAGCUUUGCGCUCACCUCGCAGCCAUACUUUGAGGUGGUGAUGUCUGUGGCCGUGUCGGACACGAGCGAGGCUCUUGUGCGCGACCCUGUGUCGGGCGCGCUUGUCUCUGACUUUGUGCUGCGGAUCGAUCCGGCGACAUGGGCGACACCGCGGGUGGUGGCGGUUGUUGGAGUCGACGAUGACGAGGCAGACGGAGACGUGGCGUACAGCGUGACACUUGGGCCGCUUGUCUCUGGUGACGGAGCGUACAACGGUCUGGGGCCUUACACUGUUGCCGGAAUCACCAUCAACGACGACCGGGCCGAGGUCUUUGUCUCUGCGCACAACUCGCGCGGAGUGGUGUACGAGGCCGACGCGCUGGCGACCGGCGGGUCGGGCGGCGGCGUGGUGUUGGACUUUGUCCUCACGUCACGGCCGUCGUCUCAGGUACGUGUCCCGAUCUCGCUCCGCGACGCAAGCGAGGGUAAGCUCGGCGUUGCUGGCGGCCUUGGGUAUGUACCGUGGAGUGAUGGCGAGUUUGUGUUUGAGCCUGCCGACUUUGACGUUCCGCAGUCUGUGGCAGUCUUUCCGGUCGACGACACCGAACUCGAUGGGGCGCAAGCGGUUGUGCUUGAUAUUGGUCCGCUGACGGCAUCGGACGCGGUGUACUCUGGCCAGAUUUCGAACUACUCGUGCGUCAACGUGGACAACGAGUCGCCAAGCCUGGUGCUCGUCAAUGCUGGUGGCGUCAUUGGUAACUUGACGGAGGCUGGAGGAACGAGCGAGCUCGUGUUUGUACUUGGUGGACCGCCGAACGCCGACGUCUCGUUCGAAGUGAACCUGUAUGCGCGCGCCGCUGGCGGGUCCGGCAUUGGCUCGACGGUGGCCGAAGCUGAGGUUGUGAGCGGCUCGCCACUUGUUUUUGGUCCUGCGAACUGGAUGCUGCCACAGACGGUGACGUUGCGCGGGCUUGACGACGGUGUGCCUGACGGCGACGCUGACCUGCAAGUGCUUGUGGGCGGCGGAGUGAGCACCGACGCCCGGUUUUCCGGCAUCUGGGCAGGGCCGUAUCUAGUGUAUAACCUCGACGACGAUGCGGUGGCGUAUGCCACGAGUGGCACGGUGCCCGUGGUGGUGUACGAAGCGAGAAGCGUGGCCGGCGGUGCAGCAGAGAUUUCUGUGGCACUUGCGUCACGACCGUCAUCGACGGUGUCUGUGCCUGUGGGCCUGAGCGGGUCUGCGGCGACACGGAUGACGCUCGAGGCACCGCUGGGCGGAGUGCUGACGUUUACGGUGGCGUCGUGGUCGACACCGCAGCCUGUGCGGGUGUCUGUGGCGGACGAUAGCCUUGUCAACGGGCUCGGGUUGGACCGGUUCUACAUCUCGCUGGGGAUGGCGUCGACGGCCGAUGUCGGGUACGCAGCGCUGGGUGUUCGUGUCCUGGCUGGCUUUGUAGUCGACGACGACGGGAGCUUUGCGAUGGUGGCAUCCGCACCCGAACCGAGCUCGUCUACGUCCGAGGCCGGUGAUGCUGUGCGGUUCGAGGUUCUGCCACGAGAGCCGCUUCUCGCAGCGCUGUCCGUGGAGGUAACCUCGAGCGACGUGAGCGAGGGCGUGGUGACCGCUGGAAGCCGGUGUGAGUUUGUGCCACCGGGAGCCGGAAGCUGGCUUGUGCCACACAUGGUUGAGGUGACCGGCGUUGACGACCAGUUUGUGGAUGGCGAUGUGAGCUACGCAGUGGCUGUUGGGCUCUCUGGGCUUAGCGUGGCGCUGGUCAACGUGGAUGUUGGCGACGCGGUGGGCUUUGACGUGCAGCUCGGGGCCGGGUCUAUGGCCGCGUCGAUUGCGGAGCUGGCGACGUCCGAGUCUGGCGAGGGCGACGUGUUUACGGUGUCUUUGACGGCACAACCGUCUGGCGAGGUGCGUGUGCCUCUGGUGGCGAGUCCUGAAGGUGAGGUGCGGCUGCAGCCACCGUCGCUCCUGUUUACGCCACUGACGUGGGCGACGCCAGCGUCGGUGGUAGUCGUGGGCGUUGCCGACGAGGUGGCGGACGGCGAUACGCAGUUUGUUGUGGGCGGAACGAACGCCGACGUGGGCCGACCGAGCGUGGUCUCGAUGGCGCCGGCGGUUGUUCCACUCUCGGGCGGGGUUGUGACGGUGAGCGGUGCUGGUUUUGUUGAGGGCCUCUCUGUGUGGCUCAACGCGAGUUUGCCGAGCGUGGGCAGCCCCCCUGCACUUGGAUUCUUUGCCGAGACCGACGGGUCGUCUGUGGUACGGCCUGGCGGAGUGGAGCUUGUGGUGCUGGGCUCGACCGACGUGAUGUUCCGGGCGCCAGCUGUAAGCUCACCGGCGACGGUGUGGGUGCGUCUGGUGAAUCCGGACGGGUCGAUCGCGGUUGCACCGGGCUCGCUGACAUACGCGCGCGACUGCCCACAGGCGGGAGUGGUGGGAGUCGGCGAUGAAUGUGUGAGCUGCCCUGCUGGAGCCAAGUGUCCGGGCGGCAACGUUAUUGUGCCGUUGCCCGGGUACUGGUCGCCCGGGCUCGGAUCACAGGUUGUGGCGGCUUGCCACGAUGCGUCGCGGUGUACAGGAGGCCCGUACUCGGGAUGUGCGGCUGGAUACUCGGGAUGGCUCUGCGGAUCGUGCGCUGACGGGUAUGCGCUGGACGGCGACGAGUGCAUCAAGUGCGGUUCCAAGUUUGUACUUGCGCUGUACUGGCUGCUGUAUCUGGGAGUCGCGCUUGGAGUUGUGGGCGUGAGUGUGUGGGUGAAGGAUCCGACGGCACAUGCACAGGCGAUGUGGAUGAUGGUGCUGUUUGGCCUGGUGCGAGCGGCGAGUGCGGGGGCCGGUUCGAGGGUGCCGAGCUUUGCGCGAGCCUACUACCACUUUCUGGGACUGUUUACGCUCGAUGUGGAGUUUGUUCGUGCUGGAUGCACAGCGGGCGCGGCGAGCCGCAACUUUGAGUCUGUGUUCUUUGGCUCCAUCGCAGCUGUGGUUGUGAUGGUGAGCGUUGUGGCGGCGCUGGCGUGGGGUGCAGGCAUGGCGAACGUCGGCGGCGGGCGGAGCUUCUUUGAGGCGCGGCUUGUACGGGGCGUGCUCGGGGUCAGCCUUGUGAUGUACCCGCUGAUGAGCAAGGUGUCGAUUCAGGGGGUUGCGUGCGCGCCUGCACUUGGCUCGCUCUGGCUUGUGGCACACGCGUCGCAAGAGUGUUUUGUGGGCGUGCAUGGCGUCGAGUUCCUGUUUGCCAUGCUGGGCUGGGUGGUUGUCAUCGGCGGUCCGGUGGCUGUGGGCAUCGGGUACGUGCGGCACGGGACGGGAGUGCUCGGUGAGGAGGCGAACAUGGCGCGGUUCGGCGUGCUCUACGACAUUACCGACUAUGAGCUCUGGCACUGGCUUGUGGUUGUGCUGGGCGGCGUGCACUUUGCGCUCGCGUUUGCCGGGUACAUGCUUGUGCGGCUGCCUGUGCUUGGGUUUGUGGUGGCGGAGCUUGGGCUUUUGGGGCUUGUGGGUGUGCUGCUACAUGCGCCGUUUGAGGCCAAGUGGCAGAACGUGUGGACGCUUGCGCUUGUCUUUGCCUCGCUCUACAUUGUGGUCGUCAACUUUGUGGCGGACGAGCAGCUCGGCGUGGAGUCGACGACGAUUGACGUGCUCGCGUUUGUGGGAGUGGCGCUGGGCGUUUUUGCCCAGAUCGGGUACCUUGUCGGUCUGUUCAUGUACGCAAGGUCUCAGAUGUGGGGUCUCAUGUCGCUGUCACACAUCAUCUCGUUCAAGCGCGGCGAGGGCGCAGAAACGGCCAAGGUGCCCAAGUCGGCACAGAUGGACGGGAUGGAGACAGCACCGACUGUGGCACAGGCUGUGGCCAUUGUAGACGUGACCGCGAGCAACGGAGAUGUGUCGAAAGCGGCGCCAGCUGCGUCGCGUGUGGUGACGGCGGCGCCGGCUCGGGCGCCCGCGCGGAACGGCGACGAUGACGACGAGAUCGUGUACUCUUACUCGUACUCGGAAUGGAGCUACGAGGGCGAAGAGAGCCGCGGGCGGGCGGAAGAGGACGACGUGCGGGUUGCUUUUGACGAGGGCGAAGACGCAGCGGCGGCGAUGACGCCUGUGCGGCUGCCCGUGGACCUCAAGGCACGAAAGCGGGUCGAUCUUGUGCGAACGAACCAGAUGCUGCGCGAGAUGCGGCAGUGA